Molecule: messenger RNA, 3128 nt
Organism: Cornus florida
Lineage: Eukaryota; Viridiplantae; Streptophyta; Magnoliopsida; Cornales; Cornaceae
Exons: 9
Coding region: 311-2911 (866 amino acids)
Molecular function (GO): protein binding
Source: RefSeq, a predicted model, not a curated record
UACAUUGUUUGGUACUCGUAAGUCACCUGGUGCAUCAAUCUUUGAUAUUUUGGUCAUAGACUCCAUCAUUUCUCUCUCUCAUAUUGUAAUCCUGUUCCAGAUUCCAGAACUCUGUCGGAUUCUUAUCAAACAUUGACAAGAGGGUACUCUUAAAAAAAAAAAAAAAAAAAAAAAAAAAACCAAAUAUUUAUUUUCUCAUCUCAGAGGAAAAACAACCCAAACCCAAUCACCGAAAACCACAGAAGAAAACCCAGAACUCUGCUAUUAUCAUUCAAAUUCUAAUCUUUUUUCCAAGGCCAAUCAAUAUACGAUGUCCUUGACAAUCCCAACCCACUUCAAGUUUAACUCGCUUCCCAAUCUCCAACCCCUAAAUUUGGAAACCCAUUUGGAGGUUUCAUCAGUACACGUAUUAAGAACCAAUACCAGACCCUCUGCUUCCUACUCUCUGAACCACCACCAUCGUCAUCGCCGUCGUCGUCAUCAUCAUCAUGGACUCAACCCCAAAUUCUGCUCUGCCCGUACCGUCCUCACAAGGGUCUGCAGUGAUGGCGGUGGUGCAGUUGAUGCUACCCCACAACAGUCUACAUCCUCUAACAUUGAGGCAUUAAAGAACAGCUCAUCCAGUGCUGGUGAUGGUUAUGUGGCCUUGUUUGUUCGGAUGCUUGGGUUAGACAAUGAUCCCCUUGAUAGAGAACAGGCAAUAGUUGCACUAUGGAAAUAUUCACUAGGAGGAAAGCAGUGUAUUGACGCCAUCAUGCAAUUUCGUGGCUCCAUAAAUCUCAUCAUAAACCUUCUAAAAUCAGAGUCUAGUUCUGCAUGUGAAGCAGCUGCAGGUCUUUUGAGAACGAUAUCCUCAGUUAAUGUAUACAGAGAAUUAGUAGCAGACAGUGGGGCAAUAGAGGAGAUAACUGGCUUGCUGAACCGGUCUUCCUUGACUUCUGAUGUAAAGGAACAAAGUAUUUGUACCCUGUGGAACUUGUCUGUAGAUGAGAAGCUCCGGGUGAACAUUGCAGACUCUGAUCUCCUGCCUCUGCUUGUCAAAUUCUUGGAUGAUGAGGAUGUAAAAGUGAAGGAGGCAGCUGGCGGGGUUUUGGCUACUUUAGCAUUGAGCCAAUAUAAUCACAGGAUCAUGGUCGAAGCAGGUGUUAUUCCAAAGCUGGCAAAUCUCUUAAAGACUGAUGUGGAAGGAUCUAAAAUCAUUAGAAAAGAAGCGAAAAAUACAUUGUUGGAACUUGCUAAAGAUGAGUACUAUAGAAUUCUUGUCAUGGAGGAAGGUCUAGUUCUAGUCCCCAUAGUCGGUGCAGCUGCAUACCAGUCCUUCAGACCAGCUUUGUACUCAUGGCCUUCUUUGCCUGAUGGUACGGAAAUUGAACAGGGUUCAAAAGGUCCUUCUAGGUAUGGUGCCUCUGAACUCUUACUUGGAUUAAACUUACAGGAUAAGAAUGCCAACCUAGAGGAAUCAAAGUUGAAUGCGGUAGUAGGACGAACACAACAACAAUUUCUCGCCCGUAUUGGGGCUAUAGAAUUGGAAGAUGGUAAGAAAUCUGAAAGUGAGUCCUCUUCGAGUUGGCGAUAUACACUUUUGCCAUGGAUGGAUGGUGUUGCUCGCUUAGUUUUGAUUCUUGGACUUGAAGAUGAGUCAGCUAUUGCCAGAGCUGCAGAGUCAAUUGCUGAUGCUUCUAUUAGUGAACAAAUGCGAAUCUCUUUUAAGGAAGCUGGAGCUGUCAAGCAUCUUGUUCGGCUAUCAGACCAUCCCAGUGAUGCUGUUAAAUUGGCUGUAUUCCAUGCUUUGGAGAGGCUGUCUGUCAGCAAUGAUGUUUGCCAGAUAAUUGAAGCAGAAGGUGUUUUGUAUCCUUUGCUUAAUUCACUGAAACACCCUAAGAUCUCGGAAUGCUUGAUGGAAAAGACAUUGAAUAUUCUUGCUCGGAUUCUGGAUCCUACUAAAGAAAUGAAAUUAAAGUUUUACGAGGGACCAGUGAAUGGAUCAAAGAGGAGAUCAUAUGAAAUAAGAAAUACAGGAUCAACCGGAAAUGCCGAUAUUCCUGCAUCAGAAUCAGCUUCCAGCUUGCAAACCACCCAUACGAGAGAUCUGUUGGAUUCUGCCGUCGUUGCACGACUUGUCGAGGUCCUGAAGAUCUCAUCCCCUAAUUUACAAAGAAAAGCAGCUUCUAUCCUUGAGUUCAUGGCAGUUUUUGAACCAUGCAUUGAGAAAAUCACCUGGGUGGAGAUUGAAUCUGGUCUGGAUGCUGCUUUUCAACAGAAAAUUCUGGAUGAAACAGAAUCUGAUAUAGAUUAUCAGCAGCCAGAACUACAUACCCUAGAAGUGGAAGAAGCCGGUCGUGCAAUAUCUGCAGCUUCCCGAUUACUUACAAGACUGCUCGAUUUUGAGCAGUUCCGCAGCACCAUAAAUUCCACCCAUUUCACGAAGUUGCUCCGUAAAACCCUCAUGUCAAGUAUCCCUGUUCACAACAAAGAUUGGGUGGCUGCUUGUCUAGUUAAACUCAGCUCUAUGUCUGGUGCCAACCUAGGUUUUGAGAAUCCAAUCAAUAUGGAGGUAACUCUUUACGAGACAAUCCCAAGACUCAUUGAACAAAUCAGAACCUCUUUUUCUGCAGAAGCGCGAGAAGCUGCUGUUGUGGAACUCAACAGAAUAAUUUCCGAAGAGGUGGUGGAUUCCACUAGAGCUGUAGCUGCCCAGGGGGGAAUAUUCCCGUUGGUAAAGCUGAUUGAAGAAGGGAGCGGGAGGGCUGUAGAAGCCAGUUUAGCAAUACUAUAUAAUUUAAGCAUGGACAGUGAGAACCAUUCAGCAAUUGUAGCUGCAGGAGCACUGCCGGCGUUGAGGAGAAUUGUUCUUUCACAAAGACCGCAGUGGAUGCGAGCUCUUCGUCUGCUGAGGACUUUACCCACCUGAUGGGAUAAAGCUACUGAAUCAAUGGUUAUGCUGAAAAAAUGUAAAGAGAAUUAUUUCUGUAUCAAUUUUCAUUUUCAUGCUGCACUUCAAUAAACUUCUAGCCUUCAAAGCAAAUAUAAAUUCUUUUGAGGAAACAAAAGUUUAUUGUUGAUGUCCUCAAACAGUUGAGCUUUAUGUUGAGUAAUAUAUAUAUAUAUAUAUAUUUUCUGUUGCCUUA